AGCAACAUGGCGCGGCUACGAUUCCCAGGCCGUCCAGGAUAUAGAUUCGAUCGGUUAGGUGUCAGAUACGGUGCCGAUGAAGCUAGGAAUGUAAACGAUCCAAGUCUUGCAAUUGUUGCAUACAUUCACCAUGGAUUACGCCAAUUUAGAGAACUUUUCGGAGAAUCCGACGAGGAAGAAGACUUUGAUGGCUUUUCAGCAAAGAAUGUACAAUAUGGGGAAAAGAAGCUGGAGCGAACAACAUCAGAUCUUAUCAAAAAGUUGUUCAACUCGGACGAGGAGACUGAAAGAACUCCAGUACCCAGGGCCAAAACGAUGCGAUUUGGUCGUACACGAUCAAGUGUGGAUACCCCUCUUACCUCAGAACGAACUGGAGGCAGGAUAAAAGCAGUUGUGAGGAAGUCCUGCCAAGAAUUGGUGAAAGGGGGUCUGUCUAAGACAUCUAAGUCGCAUGUGACAGCAUCAGUGAAAGAAGUCAAACGCAUGAAGAUGCCAAAAGAGGGGCCGCCUAAGAAAAUAGUCCGAGGGAAGAGGUUUGUGAUAGGGCAAAGAAAAGAAAAUGUAAAGUUUAAGAAGCCAGCACUGACCGUAAAAUUAAAAAACUUUGAUCCGUCCAAGAGUCCCAAACCUCGAGGUCGUCCCCCAAGGGUGGAUAAACUAAAAACAGAAACUGUAAAUAAACAGGAGGAAAAAGUUCCUCGGAAAGUUGGGAGGCCUCGGAAAACAGGAAUUCCGGUGAAAGAAGUUAGAAAAAAAUUGCCUGUUAAGGUUGUGUGUGUUCCAAAAACAAAGCAGACAGAGAAGAAGAGGGCGAAACAGCUGUUGGAGAAGGCGAAGAAAGGCCGACCUGUGUUACAGAGCCGGAUUUCUCAACCAAUGAAACCUAAGUCUGAUCCAAACGUGGUCCAUAUACCAAAACCCAAAAAGGAGUUUGUGUUGCCAACUGUGAGUUCAAGGUCGUCUCGUGUCAUCAUUCCAAACAAACGUUUCAUUGAGGAAGAUGGGUAUUAUGGGAAAGUUUGGAAGAAACCGAAACUGGACAAAUCUCCCGAUGCUUCUCUUGUUUCACCCAAGGCUAAAGAAGAAGGGAGCACGAAGAAGACGAAGGUCACGCCUGGCAAUAAAGUGACGAAAACACCCGAUAAAGGCGUCACAAGUGAAGGGAAAGAUAAAACACCUACACGUAAAAAGAACUCUGACAAUUUUGCUAGUCCAGAUGUUGUGAUGAGUCCCAUUUUACAUCCCAAGGGAGGUAACUCUGUCUCACUCUUCUCCUCGGUCGUGGCAGGGAAGAUGAAGAAGGACAAGUCGUUGAUAGUGGAAGGAAAACGUCAGCGGAAACCAAGUCUUAAGAUGCGGAUGAGGAAGGGGGAGAUACCACGAGGGAUGCUGCUAGAUAUGGAUGAGUCUUCUUCCGCUAGUCAGGAGAGCUCUCAAGGAUCCUCAGAGAACUCGUCUAAAUCGGUAGAUCUGUUCCCCAAGUCUGUGAGCGCCUCCACUGGCGUGAGCGUGUUCAGACGGGCGGGGCCGAUGUCCCUGGGCAAGGGGGGUCAGGACACCCUGGCAGCUAAACGUAGCGGAGACAACAUCCUCCGGAAAGCUAAACUGCAGCUGAACAGAGUCGCAGUCAACCGGUCGAAAGCAGCUUUAGCCAGAUCUCUGAAGGCACAGAUGAAGAAGGAGGCUAAGCUCCAAAGGCAGCAGCUCCGAAAGAAAUCUUCAUUCUCCCCUCAGUCGCCAACGUCGCCCCUGGCACUGUCACCAAUAUCUGGUACCCGAGCUUUCAUUGAUGGACCUGGCAGUCCGCCACGCCCUCUGUUUGAUAAUAAUAAUCUACCUCUCUCUCCUGACAAUGAAAAAUCCGCUAAGGAGAAGAUAACUCCGGUCAAACGAGGUUCCCACAUAUCCCCCAAAGUCAUGUCAUCUCUCGCUGCCAAGCUGGCGACGUCUGCACAACAGGAAGUGGACGUCGUCAUGGAAGGGGAAGAACAACAGCCAGUGGAGGGGAGCACCGACAGCCGUGGAGGGGGUGGUAGCGGACCACGGAUCAAACAUGUGUGUCGGCGGGCCGCUAUGGUGUUGCGCAAGCCAGUGGCGAAGUUCCCGUCUCCACCGUCAUUGCGACUGAGUGCGCUGCCAAGUCUUGAGAAGGAGAAAAUGCUUGAAGAGAGCAAGGCACAAAGAGAACGAGAGUCAUCGGACGACGAGCGCCCAAUGGAGGAGAUUAUCCGUAACGCUGCCACCCAGGAGUCCCACGUCAUCAAGAAGUCGCCAGUCAAGUCACAUGCAGCCACGUACCCUUUCACCAAGACGGGGCGCCGUCGGAAAGUCCGAUGCCGCCAGUGUAAGGGUUGCAUGGCAGAGGAUUGUGGAAAAUGUAUUUACUGCCUAGACAAACCCAAGUUUGGAGGGCGGUCCGUGAUGAAACAGGCUUGUGUCGAAAGGAAAUGCUCAAACCCGAAAUAUGCAAAAGUUGCAACGACAUUCGUGUUAAAAAAUAUUAAGUCACGUGAUCGCGAGCCCGAUGAUGAUUCCCACACAGACGGUGACGGUCGACACUCCUUCUCCUCAAAGUCUUCCCACAAUUCAACAGGAGGAAACAAUGGUGGACGUCGUCUCCCAAUGGUGCAGGACGGCGAUGGCCGGUCGUCCAAUAGCUCCAACACGCCCCCAAUGUCUAACGCCUCUCUUCAUGACGGAAAAAAAGCGUCACUGUUGUCACAAGCAAGGCGAAUUGCCAGGGCCAAAGAGAAGGCAGUGACAUCCUUGAAGACACCUGGUGCUUCGCUCAAACCGAUCUCAACUGGCUCCAGACGCUGGAUGACUUCUUCAGCAGACGCUCAUCUUCUCAUGGCCGACUUCAGGGAGAGCUGUCAGGUGGAGUUGGCAUGGCAACAGGGAAUGGCACUGACAAUGUUGGCACCAGCAUGUGUCAGGACGGUCUGCUACCUGUGUGGCAGUGCAGGCAAACACGAGCUUAUCUACUGCACGGCGUGUUGCGAACCAUUCCACCUGUUCUGCCUGGACUACGAGGAGCGGCCGGAGGAGGAGAAUAUGGAAAACUGGUGCUGUCGGCGCUGUCAGUUCUGUAACGUCUGCGGCCAUCAGAACCAUCUCCUUCGAUGUGACCGUUGUCAGUCAACAUAUCAUCCAGAAUGUCUUGGUCCAAGCUACCCAACUCGGCCGUCGAAGAAGAACAUCUGGGUGUGUACAAAGUGUGUGCGGUGUAAGAGCUGUGGUGCCACCACCCCCGGCACUGGCACCAAUGCCACCUGGACCUACGAUUUCUCACUCUGCUACGAGUGCGGAAAACUCAUGGAUAAGGGCAACUUCUGCCCGAUCUGUCACAAGUGCUACUCAGACGACGACUGGGAGUCCAAGAUGAUCCAGUGUGUCAAGUGUGAAAGCUGGGUGCAUGCUCGGUGUGAGCAGUUGUCAGAUGAGAUGUACCAGCUGCUGUCGUGUCUGCCGGAAGAUGUGCACUACACAUGCCGGAUCUGUGAGAAACAGCGUCCCGCACCGUGGGAAAAUCUCCUGAGAGCAGAGUUUGUGGCCAGCCUCAAGACCGUCCUGUUAAACCUGCUCAGUAUGAAGUGUGCACAGCAUCUGCUCAAGCGUGACGAGAAGAAGGAGAGAAAGUCUGCUGAGAAAAGAAAGUCUAGUCCAAAAGGCAAGGGCUCUCCUGGAAAGUCUGUAACUCCUGUUGCCAUGGCAACGCCCUCAUCCACAUCCGAAGUGCUAUCGUCCCCACAAAACUUACAUGUGUUAUCCACUCCCCAGUCAGACUCAGAAAUACAGGCACAAGGCGCAACCCUUGCUCAAACAGACGAUGUAUUGGAACAAACGAACACUGUUGCCAUGGAAACUGAUAUUAACGUUGUGCCUGGAAGUUUGUCCGAAAAUCCCGUGAACACAAUCUGUGAUAGUGCUGUUAACUGUGAAAAAGAGACAGAAGAGAAAAUCUCCAUAGAAACGGAGAGGAAUAUUUUCCGAAUAAUUGAUGAAUGUUUGUUGAGUGACAAAGAAACAGCAGCAUUGUGUAGUGAUGCAACUAAGUUAGAUAGCCAGGAAACAAGUGACUCUGUGAAACCUGUUGCCAGGGAUACAGUUUCCAUGGAAACCGAUAGUUGUGAAAAGAGUGAUUCAAGGAAGGAGGAUGUCGUUAGUGGAAAGUUUGAAAAAUUAAUAUCGGAAUUACCAGCAAAUGACAUAAUGGGCACAGACGAUGACCAGGAAUUGUUGUCGUACCUAAAGAGUUACGGAGAAAGUCCUGAAAGAGACACUGGUUCUAAAAACGACCAUAGUUCUCAGGAUCAACCAGAAUCAUCUCUUGUUCUUCCAUCUGUCCCAGGACCCGUUCUCGACAAGACUAACAGUCUUGCAGAAACGGAGGGCAACAUAUCAGGGGAGACAACCCUCAGUGCCAGCACGCCACCAAUGUUUGUGGAUACACCCGACUCGAGCAUGUCAAUGGCCGUGCAGGUAGACUCAGUAGAGAAGCUGGCAGAUGAACAGAAGUCGUCAGAUCUGGAGUCUCCUGCCAGCAUGCAAACACUAAACAAUCAGACGCCCACCAAGUCUGCGUCUGGUAGUGUAACCAUCACAAGCCGGGAGUCGUCCGUGGGGAAGAAGAAGUACUGUGACAGCAGAGAUUUCCCGACCGACUUUGAAGCCGUGCGCGACAAAUUGGAGACUAACCUGUACCAUAGUGUGGAGGAGUUCAGCGAGGACAUGGUGCACAUCAUCCAAACGGCACUCAACAACCCUGAGGAGCAGACGCACACCCGCAGAAAGGUCAACAACUCUGUCAGAUCCGUCUUUGUCAAGCAAAUGGAGAAAUGCUUCCCUUGGUUCAACAUCAACACCUGCAAACUGUGGGAGCACAACAAGAGUCUGCCAGACGGGAUGUUGCCGGAUGCAGUGCUGCCACCUAGUGGUGACCACACGUACGCACAAUGGCUGGAGAGGGAGGACCCACCGCUGUCGCCGCAACCGUCGCCAUUCAAGAGAAUACAGUGCAGCCCUAUCAAGAAGAUGGUGCCCAUGUCCUCUAUAGACGGUGACAGUGAGACCAGCUCGGUGGUGGCGAUGUCAGACUACGGAGGUGACGAUCUCAGACAGUGCCUGUUGUGUUCAUCUUUCGGAGAUGAUUUACCUAAUGAAGCAGGCCGUCUGCUGUACGUGGGUCAGGAUGACUGGGUUCAUGUCAACUGUGCGUUGUGGUCCGCUGAGGUAUUUGAGGAGGCAGACGGCAUGCUCCAGAAUGUCCACAUCGCUGUUGGCCGAGGACGACAGAUGCGUUGCGACUACUGCAGUAGGUCUGGUGCCACAGUGGGCUGCUGUAACCGAGGAUGUUCUGCCAACUACCACUUCAAGUGUGCCAAGGCCGACCACUGUCUGUUCCAGGAGGACAAGAAGGUCUACUGCAAGUACCACACCACACAGGUGGACGGACAGCUGGUGGAGGAAGAUGGGUUCCGGGUGCUGAGGCGGGUGUGUAUUGACACCAAGGGCCGCUACCAGAAGAAGACGUGGAACAAGGGCGUCACCCCCUCCACCCUCAACAUCCUCAUCGGUUCAUGUACCAUUGAGAGUCUAGGGUACCUGGGGCCGCUGUCGGACGUCAAGGGUUGCCUCCUCCCAAUAGACUUCAUAUGUACGCGAGUGUAUUGGAGUACCCAGGAUGCUCGGCGGCGAUGUGUGUACACAUGUCGGAUUGUUGAGAUGAGACCCAACCCUGCCAGCCCCGAGGUGAAGAUCAGCGACAUGAGGAUCAUCCAUGAUGAGACCCAUCCUGACUUUGUCCCCAUGGAUCAGCUCUCUCCAGAUGCUCUGGGUCUGCUGCACAUGCUCAGCCCCACUUCCAACACCAACGUUUCCAUCAUGUCAGAGACCUCUGUUGCCAAGGUAACAGCAAGGGACCUGGCCUCCACAUCCGUCGUACGCCCAUGCAGCAGGAUCUACAUGGCCUCGCACAGUAGGAGCGUAUCUGUCUCCCCAAGCCAGCCUUCAUCUUCUCAUCUUCCCAGUCAACAGAAAGAACCGGUGUCGGAACCGCAGCCGAAGUUUGAUCUGAACUUACUUUCACCCAAUACAUUAAAAUACCUCAGUAAAGCUGACAUGGAGAAAUACAUGGCAAGUCAGCCCGAAACAGCCUCCACAGAAACCAAAAUGAGGCUGCUUGGAAGUCGGGUAAGAGAGCUGACAGUGCAGACCGGACAUUUAGAGCAACAUCCCCUCCAACGAUGGCUAGAACCAAACGUUCCUCUUCAUGUGAUAUUCAGCCGUACACAAAAAGAUGGCCCCAAACCAUCUCAGACGAUCUCCACGUCUCCAGCACCAAGGCCAGCUUCUGUAGCUUCCAUGCCAAUACGGGUCAAGGUCAAAUCUGGUUAUAGUUUAGGAGCUGAUCAACCAAUCAGAAUAUCUGUUACUUCCCAUAAGACACCUCCCAUUGUAGAUCUCACUCAUGAGCCCUCUGAUGUGAUCGUUCUUGAGGAUGACGAAAACAAGGAGGUAGGAUCGACUCCAGAUGUUCCUGAUGGGGCAGAACGGGAUGGCCUUGAAACUGGACCAAGUGACCUUGAAAAUGACCCUCUACUUCUGUCUCCAGAGCAAGAGAUUGCACAGCAGGUUCUUGACAGCGUUCCGCCAGAGAUUCUGGAGAGCAACAAUGGGCAGACAGUUGUCAUCAUGACGGACAACCCUGACAUCUCGGAGGAGGAGGCACUGCUCCUGGCUCAAGCUGCCCUCGAUGAGGAUGCAGGUGUUGUUCAGGAUGAGGACAUUCUAGGUGAAGAGGAACAGAAGGAGGGUAAAGAAAAAGAUGGCAAAGAUGAAGGAGAGAUGGAAGUAGAUGAUCAGAGGGAGGAAGAACCAAUCAGGGCUGAGGAUGCUGCUGUUGGCGAACAGGUGAAUGAGGAUGUAACCAUGCAUACCACUUGUGAGUCUGAAAAAGAAGGCCAAGAAAGUAAGCCUUUGGAGACAAUGGAAAUGGAAGACGAUAAGCAAAAAAUUGUUGAUGCAGAAACAAAAGAAAGGGAUGAUGAAGAGAGAAUAAUAGAGCUUGACGCAUCUGAUGUACUUUCUGAUUCAGAAACAACAGAAGGGAUGCCUUCUACAGAAGUUACAUCUAAACCUGAUGUCACACAAGUUAUUCCUCCACCAAAUCUUAAUGAAACUCCUGCUGCAUCUGUCAAGGAUAAUAUGACAAAUGUUUCAAAUGUUCCUGACAAAGGAGUUCCUGAUUCUUCUACCCAAAAUCUGGUUUUGAAUCCUGUUGAACCACUUAUGAAUACUUCUGAGAACCUUGAAAGUUCUGUAACGGCUUUUUCCAUGAGUCCUGAGAAUCCUGAAACUUGUCCUGAGAAUCCUGAAACUCAUCCUUCUCAGCCUCUUGAGGGAAGUCCUUCAGGGAACCUGGAGGCCAGAUCUUCUGAGAUACUUGAGUCAAGCCUUCCUGAGAAUCUUCAGGCAAGUCCAUCAAAGAAUUUUGAGGCAAGUGCUUCUGGGAACCUUGAGACAACUCCUUCGGGAAAUUCUGCAAAGUGUCCAUCUGGGAACCUUGAGACAAGUCAAUCAAAGAACCUUGAGGAAAGCCCUUUGAAGAAUCUUGAUGCAAGUGUUUCAAAGAACCUUGAGGAAAGCCCUUUGAAGAAUCUUGAAGCAAGUCCUUCAAAGAAUCAUGACACUGGUCAGACAAAGGUUCCUGGGGCAAGUCCUUCCAGAAAUCCUGCCAGGAGUCCGACAGGGAGUCCACCAACCCCUGGACACAAGAGGGAAGCAACUGGUGUCAUUGAUAGGAAGAUAGUUGAGCACCAUGAAGAACGUGUCCCCAUCUACAAACGGGGACUGCUGAUUGGCUGGAAAAUCAACCUGGAUGAUGUGAUGGAGGACAAGAAGGAUGUCAAGGAGGAGAUCAAGGAGGAGGUGGAGGACAUUGUGGAAGUUCCUCAUCCAAGGUUGUCAGUGUGUCCAGAAACAUCACAUCUUGCUGACAUGGAAGAAGAGACAUCUUCAGGUAUGAAGUUACCUGUGACAAUGACCACACCUGAGCGAGUUAAACGAGUUGCUGCUGACAAUGAUCAAGUUGCCAAGCCAGUUGAACAGGACUGCGGUGUCCUUGAUGGUGAUGACGUAGGAUCCCAGUAUCAAGAGAAAGGUGGUGUGAGAGUUGAGGAUUGUGCAGGGCAGUUCACAGAAUCCGGACUUCUGGCGCAUGAAGUGGCUGGUGAUAAGAUGGACAUAAGUGUUGAAGAUGUGAAGGUCGAACAGGAGUGGGAUGCCGAGUCGGAAGACAGGAAUGUGGAUGCUGAGGACAGUUCUGAGGAGUUCACUGUCAAGUUGGAGAUGAACAAAAUGACCAGAAAUGUUUCUGAGAUUCCAGAUGAUGCAUGUAACGAAGACAAGACCGAAGUUCACAAUAGGACAUCUGUGAAGAAGGGCUGUGGCCCCCUGAAGACUUACCCAUUGAGACGCACAAGUCAAAGACUGGGCGAUGGUGGAGACUCAGGUAGACAAACUGCUGAACCCGUGUCAGAAGAACUGCCACUUCAUGACAAGAUUGCACGCAAAAUUAAAGCUGAGAGCCUGGCAAAAAGCAGUCCAGGUGUGAAAGGACCGUUUAAGUGUCUCACGUGCAAGAGGUUGUAUCGAACAAAGGAAAGCUUCAACACUCAUGUCCAGAACUGUGACUUUGAGGUGAGCACAAGUGAAGAGGAGGAAGAUGAUAACCGACUACGAGAGGAUGAGGAACCCAAGACGAGGUAUCCUGUCCGGUCCAGGUACAGAUCUGUAGACAGCCAGGAUUGUAUUGUCAAGCUGACUGACAUCAGUAAAGCAAGUGAAUUUUCUAAGUACAACAAGACUGAUAAAGAUGAUACGACUCCUGUGAAGAGAAGACCAGGAAGGCCACCCAAAAAUAAAACUGUUCCAGUGAAGGAGAAAUUACCCGAUGUUGUGGACUUGUGUGAAAGUGGGGAAGAAUCCAAGCAGGAUGAACCUGUCCGACGUGGUAGAUCAUCAAAACGUUUGUUAAGUCCACCUGAUGCCUCCGAAUCAAAGAAAGUUGUCUCCCCUGAAAGUCAAGAACCUCCACAGAAACGAGGUCGUGGACGGCGUUCUAGGCGAAGCGAUCCACUUUCUCCAAACAAGAAAGGUGAAUCAGAGAACGAGAUGGACAACCAACUGUCUCCUGAAUCCAGGAAAGCAAAUACGGAACUUUCUCCAACUCAUGUGACUCCUAAAAGGGGCCGAGGCAGACCCAAGAAGCAAAGCACAUCCAUGGAGAAUAUGGAAGUGGGCGAAGACGUUGGGAUCAAGACUCCAACAAAUAUCAGACUGCAGAAGGACGAGAGCUUGAGUCCUGAGUUCCGAUUGUGUGAGGUCACUGGAAUGUUAAAGAACAAGAAAGGAGAUCUAAUUGACAUACCGAUUCCUUCACCAUGCAAAACAGACCAGUUGGGUACACACACAAGUGAUGAAGUAGGUACUUUAGAUCAGAAGCUGAUAGAAACUGCAAACUCUGUUGAAAAUUCUUCAGAAUCUGUCCCGAAAUGUUCAGAUCCAAAAUCUAUUUCUUGUGAUGAAUUUCCUCGGGUCCAGAAGACGGUAUUUAACAGCAAAGCUGCUGAUGAACUGCUGCCAGUAUCUCCACAUGAUGUGAUAACAGACAUUGACAUUGAGGACCCCUUGGACAGUGCCUGUGUAACUGAUGAGGUGAGGAGCAUUCCUGCUGUCUGCCCUGAAGGCACGUCUGCAGAAGCGGUGUCCUCAGUGUUGAAGAGAGAUGUGUCCAAGGUGGUGGAGAUACUGGAGGGUAAAAUACUCCCGAAACCUGCAGAGAUCAGGGUUAACUCUCAGGCUUUAGACCAUGCCACACACAUCAAUAAGGUAGAGGCCAAGCAGUAUGUGAAGAAGGCAGACGACAAGAAUGUGAAAAAGGCAGACGUGUCAAAUGUGAAGAGUGUAGAGCAAGGAUCUCGAAGUAUCCCCCACGGGGAGUUCGAGGUUGAUCUUAGACGCAGGAAGAGUAGGGACGAAGGUUCUUCAGAACAGUGUGCCCACUUCAUGGACAAGGAAAAAAGUACGAAACAGGUUCAGUAUUACAUGGUUUAUCCUCCAAAUGCAAAGAACAUUCCUGAAAAAGACAUGUCUGCCCAAACUGACACAGAGGGAAGAUCAGAUUCGGGGCCUCACCCUGCAGAUAAGCGAUGCGAGGUAUCCAAGGAUACAUGCAAACCAAGAACACAUAACACCAAGCACAAGAAUCAUGUUAAGGUCAGUAAGUCUAUUGAGCCAGCUACCCAACAUGUCUCAAAAUGUAUGCCUUCAACAAUCACUAAUCUUUUGAAUCCGAUGGGAAGAUCUGCAGCUCACCCAAGUAUUCCUCAACCGCUUACCAUCCCUCCACCAGGGGGAGACAACUCUAACAUCAUUGGACGCACAUCAGCUCAACAGCGGAAUAUUUUUGAAGCUUUCCAACCUCAGCCGAAUGUGAAUAUCAUUGGGAGUCCACCUCUCGCUGGAGUCCACACAUCAAAUGUACUGGAGAAUGCUGUAGUUCAGAUGAGCCAUUCCAGAAUGUUACAGACAACGUCGCAAGCAGUACACCCUCAGAUACCUCAGCCUUUAACCAUCAACACCAGCCCCCAGCAGUCAAUCAACACGUUCUCACUGGAUCAGGGUCCGAACAUCAUCCCCAACAUUCCAGGACUCCUCCAAAGAACUACACUACCCAGCAUCAUCAACCAGAUGAACCAACCCAGCAUCAUUCACACCAAUCAGACCAACAUCCUCGGAACUAGCCUUUCAGCCAGUCCUGCAACUCUGCUGCAGUCAAACCCAACCUUGGGACUACUUGCUCAACAACAGAGCCCUUCAAAUGUCAUUGUUCCUCCGAGCCAGCAGGUCCUGCCUCCAAAUCUCAUCUCGCAGCUAGGGAACCUCCUUCCCAGUCAGUUGACUCCACAGCAGGCCAGCGUUGUGUCCCGCCUCAACCUCCAACAGCAGCAUCAGGGAGGGAUUGAGUACAUGGGCAGCUUCUUGUUGGACCCCAAGACUCCUCCCCAGCCAUACGUAUCGGUAUCCCAGGCGUCGCCCGUCUUGACUCCCUCACUCACUCCACAGCAGACGCAGCAAAUCAUGAACCUGGUUUCUGGAUCUGUCUUGAACAAGGGGCCCAUUGUGAACCAAAAUGUCGUGCAGUCUACUGGAGUGCUUCACCAGCCAUUCCCUGGCCCCUCCCAUAUCUCUCCACCUCCCAACCCUGUAAUCAAUGUGGUCCACUCCAGGGCGGACACCAUCCUCCAUAGCAACCUCAUCAGACAUCUGCCCGACGGGUGCAAGACGGUUGUAUGUAGUCAUUCUGAAGCUUUGUCCAUGUUGAAAAAGAUCCUUCCGUCAAACAAGCAGACUGUCAACCCUGCCAUCACGACCUCUCCAGGAAGCACAAAGGUCACAGUGAGCUCACCAAACCUCCGGAACAUCCUGAACGACAGUCCAAUCAAGAGUGGGUCUGUCUGCUCAGCGUCCCUCCAAGAAUCCACUGUUCGACCUCACCAUAUUGUCCACAAGCCUAGCGUUGGGGUCCACAAACCAGGCUCUGCUGUCAACAGCCGACUGACGGUUCUCAAGAAAAUCCUCAAACCAACCAUCCUCCAUCGAAAGAAGGCAGCAAGUAGCAUUACCCUGACGGCAGUCAAGCAUCACCUUGGUCUCAGUCCUGAAAAAAACGGUAUUAUUCAAGGACAGAUCUCAAAAAACAUUUGCAACUCUCUCGAAGAUCACAUGCAGCAAGAAACGUCACCCUCGGCAAGCACAACACCAACAUCCCACAUCGAUGCAGGCCAUACAUACACAAAGGCUCCAACUCACAUCAAACAUUUGUCCGUGUCAGGAGGCGAACAUGUCCCAAACUUCUCAUCCAAAAUGGUGAAGAACCGACUAGGGGCCAAGGUCAAGAAGUCUGCCAUCAAGGUUGGAAAGAUCUACAAGAAGAACAUGGCAGGUGUCAAAGUAGGGGUGAAGGCCAUUGGAGCCAAGAAACGGAAAAGCCCACAGCGCCCCAGAAACAUCCAUGAAAAAUACAAACCAGCGAGUGCCAUAAGCCAUCCCAUGAUUCACCACCAGAAGGAAGUGAUGUCACUGCCUCAGCCAGAGAUGGAGGAGGAGGUGCGCGAAACUCCCAUGAUGCCGUUCUUUGACAUCACCAAUCAUCGACGGAGAUCAGAAGCCAAGCCCAAGGACGAGCCUCGACUCAUGUUUGAGAUUACAAGCGAUGAUGGUUUCCAGUGUUCUGGCGAGACAAUGGAGGAUGCAUGGCGGCAGGUGACGGAGAAAGUACAGGAUGCCCGAGCUGCUGCCAGGUUGAAGGCGUUGUCGUACGCUGGUAUGAACAGUGCCAGCAUGUUCGGUGUCAACAACAGCACGGUGGUGUACCUGGUGGAACAGUUGUUCGGGGCACAGCACUGCCACAAGUACAACUUCCAUUUCUUCCAGCACGAGGUGGAGCAGCAGGAGGAGGAACCUGCGGAGAACCCCAGUGGGUGUGUGCGAGGCGAGCCGUUCAUGUCCCGUAAGCCGUACGACAUGUUCAGCUUCCUCAUGUCCCGGUAUCGAAGCAAGCCCAUGUCGGACGCGGGCCAACAGAACGUCGAGAUGAUUCACAAGUCGGCCAGACGAGCCACCAGCAUGGACCUGCCGAUGGCGAUGAGAUUCCGCAAGCUGCAGGAGCAUGCGAAGGAGGCUGUUGGAGUGUACAGGUCCCACAUUCAUGGCCGAGGGCUUUUCUGCAAGCGCAACAUCGACAGUGGUGAGAUGGUAAUCGAAUAUGCAGGGGAGGUAAUUCGUUCUUCCCUCACAGACAAGCGAGAGAAAUAUUACGAGAGCAAGGGUAUCGGAUGCUACAUGUUCCGUAUCGACGACUUUGAGGUGGUAGACGCCACCAUGCACGGCAGCGCUGCCAGAUUUAUCAACCAUUCCUGUGAGCCCAACUGCUAUUCCAGGGUGAUCAACGUGGACGGGAAGAAGCAUAUCGUCAUCUUUGCCAUGAGACCAAUCAGCAAGGGCGAGGAGCUGACUUACGACUACAAGUUCCCCAUUGAGGAGGUGAAGAUUCCGUGCUCCUGUGGCUCAAAGAAGUGUCGCAAGUACCUCAACUAAUCCCGGGCGUCAUCACAGCUCAUGUGACCAUUUAAACUUUGGAAAAAAACACUACAUGAUGGUUUGCCCUGAAGAUCAACUUGUUUUCUUUGCUAUUCGAGAUUAUGCAAUGAAAAUAUUCUAUCAGAAAUGACAGGAGGCGAUAACAUCUGACGGUCCCUGCAAGUGUGAAGUAAGACACUCUGUCAAAAUGUGAAAGAAUAUACAGUUUCAAGGAAAUCCAUGGGCAGUGGAGUAGCCUAGUGGUUAAACCGUCCGCUCGUCACGCCCAAGACCAAGGUUUGAUUCCCCAUGUAAAAACUUAACUCGCUAACUCAAGGAGAUCCGAUGAAGGGUCAAGGUCAAGGUCAUAUGCAGAGGAAUACUGUUAGAGAUGUUUCUAUGGGGAUGGUUACCAUUGUGAUGGUUCUCAUUUCCAUGGUGUGAGAGGUGUUUCCUGGUCAGUCUGAAUUAACAAGUACAUAGAGUGUGAG
Haliotis rubra (blacklip abalone) is the source of this 13634-nucleotide messenger RNA. RefSeq lists its product as uncharacterized. The record is from RefSeq and is a predicted model, not a curated record. NCBI's taxonomy places the organism in Eukaryota, Metazoa, Mollusca, Gastropoda, Lepetellida, Haliotidae. Gene Ontology annotation, cellular component: histone methyltransferase complex; nucleus. Gene Ontology annotation, molecular function: protein binding; DNA binding; histone H3K4 methyltransferase activity. Gene Ontology annotation, biological process: positive regulation of DNA-templated transcription.